Vitis riparia (riverbank grape) is the source of this 2127-nucleotide messenger RNA. Its product is annotated as CTP synthase-like. The annotation marks the transcript as partial. Gene Ontology annotation, biological process: pyrimidine nucleobase biosynthetic process; CTP biosynthetic process. The record is from RefSeq and is a predicted model, not a curated record. NCBI's taxonomy places the organism in Eukaryota, Viridiplantae, Streptophyta, Magnoliopsida, Vitales, Vitaceae. Gene Ontology annotation, molecular function: CTP synthase activity; identical protein binding. The transcript is spliced from 19 exons.
UUAGAUAUCAAGUUGACUCGUGACAAUAACAUAACAACUGGAAAGAUUUAUCAGUCGGUCAUCGAUAAGGAGAGAAGAGGUGAUUAUCUUGGAAAAACUGUUCAGGUUGUUCCACACAUUACAGAUGCCAUUCAAGAGUGGAUUGAGCGUGUAGCAAUUGUACCGGUGGAUGGGAAAGAGGGUCCAGCUGAUGUCUGUGUCAUAGAAUUGGGUGGAACUAUCGGGGACAUAGAAUCUAUGCCUUUUAUCGAGGCACUUGGCCAAUUCUCAUACCGUGUUGGCCCUGGCAAUUUCUGCUUGAUUCAUGUCAGUCUUGUGCCUGUUCUCAAUGUUGUCGGUGAACAGAAAACAAAGCCUACCCAGCAUAGUGUUCGUGGACUUAGAGGGCUGGGGUUGACGCCAAAUAUUUUAGCUUGCCGCAGUACAAAGGCACUAGAUGAAAAUGUUAAGGCCAAACUCUCUCAAUUUUGUCAUGUGCCGGCAGAAAACAUCAUAACUCUCUAUGAUGUUCCAAACAUUUGGCACAUCCCUUUGCUACUAAGAGAUCAGAAGGCACAUGAAGCAAUCUUGAAAAGAUUGAACCUUAUAGGUGUUGCUAGGGAGCCUGAUCUUAAGGAAUGGACCAUCAGGACAGAAGUUUGUGACAUGUUGCAUAAUCCUGUCAGGAUUGCCAUGGUUGGAAAAUAUACUGGCCUUUCAGAUGCUUAUCUCUCUGUCUUGAAGGCUCUUUUGCAUGCUUCUGUUGCUUGUCAUCGGAAACUUAUUGUAGAGUGGAUUGCCGCCGAUGAUCUUGAAGAUGUAACUGCAAAAGAGGCCCCUGAUGCUCAUAAAGCUGCAUGGGAUCUUUUGAAGGGCGCUGAUGGUAUUCUAGUUCCAGGAGGCUUUGGUGAUCGAGGAGUGCAGGGGAAAAUUCUUGCAGCGAAGUAUGCUCGAGAAAAAUAUGUUCCAUUUCUUGGUAUUUGUCUGGGAAUGCAAAUUGCUGUCAUUGAGUUUGCACGGUCUGUUCUUGGCUUGCAAGAUGCCAACAGCACAGAGUUUGAUCCAAAAACAAAGAAUCCCUGUGUUAUAUUUAUGCCAGAGGGCUCAAAAACUCACAUGGGAGGAACAAUGCGUCUGGGAUCAAGGAGGACAUACUUUGAGUUUGCUGACUGUAAAUCUGCAAAGUUGUAUGGUGGUGUGAGCUUUGUUGAUGAGCGACAUCGGCAUAGAUACGAGGUCAAUCCCAAUAUGACAUCACAACUUGAAGAUGCUGGUCUGUCAUUUGUAGGCAAAGAUGAAACUGGUCACCGCAUGGAGAUUGUUGAACUGCCUGAUCAUCCAUACUUCGUUGGUGUUCAGUUCCAUCCUGAAUUCAAGUCGAGGCCAGGAAAACCUUCCGCACUUUUCUUAGGCCUUAUAGCAGCAGCAUGUGGCCAGUUGGAGGCGGUUCUACAACACUAUGACCAUGUAAGCUCGGUGGUGCCAAAAAAGAUUGUCAUGAGUAAUGGACAAUCAAUGAUCAAAGGCCAUCAAAAUGGAAAUGCCACCAAGCUUUCCAAUGGAUUGGUAAAUGGUGUGUAUAGCAAUGGGAAUGGUGUGCACUUUUAGGAAAAUUGAUGAUUUCUGGAUUGCAUUGUGUUGGUCGUGUGGUUCUUUUGGAGGAUUUCGGCAGUUUUCUGGAUCCGUCUGUACAGCCAUUGAGUAUGGGUAGAUGUUUUAGCUUGAAGGACUUGCUUUUGAGGUGGAGCUGGAUUUUGAGUCUUGGAUGACACAGCUACUUGUAUUGUCACUGCAUCAAAACAAAACAGAACAGGCUGAGGGUGUAAUGCAUUCCCUUGUAGUACUGAGAUGUCCUCUUUUGUUUCGGACAGCCACAGUUGACAAUAGGAAAGGGAACGGAUUAACUAGUUGGUGUUAAGAUCUAACGUUCUACCCUCAGCUGUAUACUAAUUGGUAUUGUCUUGCAUGAAAGGCUAUGACAUGAUGCAUGUUUUAAGUAUACAAACUCAACUUCUAUUUAAAUGUUCUUUCUUUCGGGGAUUUCCCUUUUUCUUUGGUUUAGAAACUGGGCACUCGACUUACUGUUAUUAACUGAUUUGGGUGUUGAAUUGUGUUGACGACUAUCAGAUACAAUCCUAUUUCAAUUCA